Molecule: messenger RNA, 1257 nt
Organism: Harpegnathos saltator (Jerdon's jumping ant)
Lineage: Eukaryota; Metazoa; Arthropoda; Insecta; Hymenoptera; Formicidae
Product: Down syndrome critical region protein 3 homolog
Exons: 6
Coding region: 296-1195 (299 amino acids)
Biological process (GO): intracellular protein transport
Source: RefSeq, a predicted model, not a curated record
AUCUGGAUUGUCUGCAAACAAACUAGUCGCACGCAGCUUUCAUCAACAGCUGAUCGCAACCUAUCAACAGCUGUUUUCCGAAACUUUAAAGUUCCUACGAAAGCCCAGCAACAAGGAUUGACUGAUAAGCUUCAAUUAUGGUCGCGAAUACAGUAAAAAUUGCGGUGUCAGUCGGAAAAUGUCGUGUACAUCGAGUAUAUUGACGAUAUUAUUGACGACGUGUGACUCAAUUUGACAGAUACGAUUACUUUUGACAACCAUCAAGUAGUGUCGAAAGAAACAUAAUCCGAAGAAAAUGUCUAUCAACAUAGAUAUAAAAUUAAAACGCGCAAGCAAAAUAUAUCACGAAGGGGAGGUUGUUGCUGGUUUAAUAUUGCUAAAAACCAAUUCGGAUGUGAAACACGAUGGGAUAUUUCUCACCAUGGAAGGUUCCGUCAAUUUACAACUUAGUUCAAAGAAUGUUGGUAUUUUUGAAGCAUUUUAUAACUCUGUUAAGCCCAUACAGCUAGUGCAAUAUACACUGGACGUUGCUCCAUCGGGAAAGAUUCCAAGUGGCAAAACCGAGAUACCCUUUGAAUUACCAUUGAAGCCAAGAGGGAGUAAAUCUCUCUAUGAAACAUAUCAUGGUGUUUUUGUUAAUAUACAGUAUUUGAUACGCUGUGAUAUCAAAAGAAAUUUCCUCGCAAAGGAUGUUAGCAAGUCACUGGAAUUUAUAGUUGAAGAUAAGCCAAGUAACAAAGUGGAGAAAGAGCAUAAUAAACUUGUGUUUUUCAAAAUAAUGCCAGAGUCCCUGCAAAAUGCUAGAGACAGAACUAAUGUGCCAAGAUUUUGCAUUUCAGGGCGAUUAGAUUCUCUGCAUUGCAAAAUCUCUGAGCCCUUGACUGGGGAAGUAGUAAUUGAACAUUGUGAGGCUGUUAUUAAGUCCAUAGAGCUGCAAUUGGUCAGGGUAGAAACUUGUGGGUGUGCAGAGGGAUACUCUAGAGAUGCGACCGAGAUACAGAACAUACAGAUUGGUGAAGGCAAUGCUUGUACAAAUCUUGCUAUUCCAAUUUACAUGAUAUUUCCAAGAUUAUUUACAUGUCCCACUUUGAGUACAAGUAACUUCAAAGUUGAAUUUGAGGUAAAUCUUAUCAUUGUAUUUGAAGAUGAUUAUUUGGUCACUGAAAACUUCCCUAUUAUACUUUCGCGAUAUUGAGAGCGCUGUAGAAAUAAAAAUGUUUUUCUAAAAAAGUGUAUGUAGUUUGUAAUAUUUUAUCA